AUGAGCCGAAGCGUAAGAGAUCUACGCGAGCUUAUUUGUAUAUCAAGGUUGUCAUAUCAUGGAGAGGAAGAACAAGAUCCUGAGCCGGAAAAUUUGAACGCUGCGAGUGAAGACUUUAACGGCAACCGGGUUCCCAAGGAUACCAAAACCAAACGAAAAUCACCCAAGAAAAAGGUCAAAGAUAAAGCUAUAUCUGGGUUAGAAAGUCAUAAAAGCCCACCUCUGAGUCCUGGGGGCUCAAGCAAGGCGGUACUAUUACCCCCUAUUCGCAAUUCUUCAGCUGGAAGCAGUGGUUCGAGCUCGGGACGGAACUCUCCCGCAAGUUCUCUGACAAACGAAGAGCUGCAGCCAUGUCGACCUUUCUCAAGUAUUGCGAAGAAGUACCAGCCAAGAAAGACGAACUUUGAUGAUGUUCUUGUUUACAUGGACGCGACGGUGAUCACAGAAUGGCUAUCGCGGGCGAAUAAAUCCGUUCAAAGUCUGACGUCCUGGCUACAUUCCGGUUGUAAUUUUGUACACUUUGCUCAUUUUUGGUUGUCUGAUUUAGUCGAUAGCAAACGACGGGAUGCCAUAGAUAUGGAGUUCAGUAUUGUUAUGGACGAAGUGCAAUUUGCAUUUGGAGUUGGACUACAAGGAAAGGAGAUCUCGAUGGAAGACAUUAGAUCUUUAACUACAGCCAUAUUUUGGGAGUAUCCAGGGAAAUUAUCAGACACAGAGAAUCAGCAUUACUUCUUAACCAUGCUUAUAUGUCUGUGUUCUGGGAGACAAGAUAAUUAUAAAUCACUCCUUUCAAAUGUGCGGUGCUCAACAAACAAUAAGCAAUUUGCUCAGCUUGUCCUAGCUACAAGGUCGUUUACUAUCGUUAGUAUAUGUUCAGGGGUGAUAGAAUUCUUCAAGCAAGUUUCCCCUGUGAACCUUACACAUUGUGAUAUUACCUCUGCCCCGCAUGCUCAAGAUCUUAUCAGUGUUGCAAAACUCUUUGCUUUCCAAGCAGUAGAAAAAGGAUUUCUGGAUGUCUUUAAGUUUUUAGUGGAAGAAUAUCAGUUGGACCCAGUGUUGACUACUGACUCAUCUGACAAGACAUUUCUAUUCACUUCUGUCAUUAGUGGUCAAGAACAAGUAUUGAAUUACCUUCUCUCGCUUGAGCCAAGACCCAAUGUGAAUAAGGUGGUAUCAGCGUCAGGAAACACGCCUCUCCAUGCUGCAGUGAACUGUGGUAACCAGAGUAUGGUAAAGCUCCUGGCAAAUGCUGGUGCUGACUUGAAUGCUGCUAAUGAGGACUGUGACGGGGCCACUCCUCUCUUCUUAGCAAUUAUGAGUGGUAACUUGGCCAUGGUCUCUUUGUUGUUAUCUCUGGGCUGUAGGACCAAUGUGUACAUGGGAGCUUUAGCUGUCAGCCCACUAGACUUAGCCAAGGAAUUAGAGCUUCAUGACAUUGCUGAAAUGUUGGACAGUUCUCACAUUACAGAGUAAACUUAGCGGAGGAAUUAGAGCUUGAAAAUAUAGCUGAAAUGCUGGACAACCCUCACUUUACAAACCAGUUUUGCUGAGGUUUGUCUUUUGAGGAUAGAAAAACAGCUUAGAAAUACUCCUUUUUUGGUGCUCUGGUGGGACUUCAAUUUUUUGUUACCAUUGUUUUACCAGGUGUAAUGCUUGUUGAACAGCCUACUCCCUGAAGAGUGGUCGAGAAAAUAGGAGAGAAUCUUGGGACCAAAUUAGAAUGUGCAGAGUUUGGUUCAAGAUGUAAAGAUAUUUGUAGGGGAACAAUUCACCAAUGAUUUUAGCAGUGUUUUUGAAAAUUUGAGAGUUUGCAAAAUAACAAAAUCCAAAGUAUUAAAAGACCUCUGUUUUGCCAAAAAAUACAGCAUUGUGGUUUGCAUUUAUAUCAGGUAAAUGGUCAUACAUGGAGAAUAGUAUUCUUAUAUAUCAAUACAGGCACUAUACCUACUGAAAACAUAAAGAUUAUCGUACAGGGUAAGCCAGUUAGAUCCUUUCUAUAAAACUUUAAUACCACAGGAAAUCAAUUCACCUUUCUGUUUAUUAGACUUGGUUGAAAAAAUCUUAGGGGUUUUGUUACAAUAUGUGCCAUUUUCCCACCUACUCUUUUUAUAAGCAUGCUGGUUUACCCAAUGGCAUUGAACAUGCUGGUUUUAACCAAUGGGAUGAAAGGGGUAUCCACCUUGGGCCUGGUUUCCUUUUGUGCUAUAUGUCGCAUCUAGAGUAGUUUUCAAAAACACAUGAAAUACUAUUUAGUUUAUUUAGUACUAAUACACUGUAAUGUCUUUGUUCUCUUUUCUUCUGGCUUGGCUAUUACACUUUUGUUGCACGGGAUUUUGAAAACCACUCGAUCAGCAGUAGUUUUUCCCUAUAGAGGGGCCAAUUUAACCCAACGAUAUCCCGUUGCUAUGGCUACCAUUUUCAAUCACAAGAAAUUUAAAGCAUCCAUUACCAUUUAUACACUGUUCCUGUAUUUAUUGUUCUUUAUUUACAGUCUAAUAGUAAAUAGUCUUGGAAGAUAUAUAGUCUCUAAAUAUGGAUUAUUAGAUAGUUUUACUGAUGAAAGCAAAGUGUUUUGGGAGAGGUCUGUUGGCCUCUUGGGUGCUGUUAUCAAAUAAAACGUUUUAGAGUGUUCUUAUCUAUAUUCAUUAAAAACACAUUCGUACUCUG
Messenger RNA from Nematostella vectensis (starlet sea anemone), 2667 nucleotides. RefSeq lists its product as uncharacterized. The coding region runs from base 1 to 1473 and encodes 490 amino acids. NCBI's taxonomy places the organism in Eukaryota, Metazoa, Cnidaria, Anthozoa, Actiniaria, Edwardsiidae. The record is from RefSeq and is a predicted model, not a curated record. The transcript is spliced from 3 exons. Gene Ontology annotation, molecular function: transcription factor binding. Gene Ontology annotation, biological process: regulation of transcription by RNA polymerase II.